This is a messenger RNA of Aspergillus neoniger CBS 115656, 780 nucleotides long. RefSeq lists its product as uncharacterized. The record is from RefSeq and is a predicted model, not a curated record. The transcript has 2 exons. The coding region runs from base 317 to 508 and encodes 63 amino acids. NCBI's taxonomy places the organism in Eukaryota, Fungi, Ascomycota, Eurotiomycetes, Eurotiales, Aspergillaceae.
UCAAGAUACUAUACACUCACAGUUCAAUGAAAUACCGACGCAGGCAAAUUGGACCCCGACCAACCCAGCACACAACAAACUUAGCCACCUUACUUCAACCCUCACCCACUGAAUACACCUACAACCUUCUCGGCCCGCGCCUUCCACGCCCAGCAACACCACCAGCACCAUCAUCACCCUGCACCCCCUCUCCAAGCAUCCUCGGCACCAGCACAUUACUACUAUUCAACGCCACCGACCCCCUAUCCUGAGACCCCAAAACCCGCGACUGCCAUCUCAAACGAUGAUAUCUUCUCCUCCUCCGAUUCGCAUAAUCAUGCACCCCCAGUCCCAAAUCGAACCCCGGAACCCCAUCUUCCACUUUCACCUCCACCUCCACCUCCACCAGCAGCAGGACUACCUUCAUCAUAAUCGAGUCUCAUCUCAUCCUCAUCAGCAUCAGCAUCAUAAUGAUCAUGAAAUGAACGAUCAACAACCUGCGAAAAACUCUCAGCCUCAGUCUCAGUGAUCAUUCCCACCGGAUCGUGGAGGGUCCCAGCAACAAUAUUACUAUUGAUGUUCUCUUUAUCUGAGUCCCAGUCUUGGUGAUAGGCACGUACUUCUUGGUUAUUAUUAUGGUUGUUGGUGUAGGGAUAAUGAAGGUACCCGGGUAGCAUUGAAGCUACUCGGUUUGGGCGUGGAGAGAAGGAUAGUAGACCCCCUCUGUCUGGGAUGAUGAUGUCUUCGAAGAUGGUGAAGUCGAGAUUGCUGUUGUUAUUGUGGUUGUUGUUGUUGCUAGGU